AUGCCAGGUUGGGUUAAAUAUAAUGAACCUCUUAUCGCAUCAGAAAGAUAUGAAGAAAGAUAUGUAAAACCUUUAUCUAAAGAAAAUGAUAUUUAUAUAGGUUCGCGUUGGGGAACGGAAAAAACAUAUGCUAUAGAAAAUUUAAAUAUUCCAGAAAAUACAAGCUUACUCGUAGCAUCGACUCGACACACAUAUUCAGAUACUAUUACUAGCAGGCUCAAUCUCAAAUCAUAUUGUAAUAUCGAUGGACCUAUAAAUCUGAGAGAGCAUCAAAGGGUAGUAUGUCAGGUAGAAAGUUUACAUCGCAUUACUAAUAAAUAUAAAUGUGAUAAAAAAUGUAGGUCUUUAGACCAUGCUUCACAUAAAUGUCCUCCAAAUCCUUACAUUCUAGUAUUAGAUGAGAUUGUAUCAAUAAUCUUGCAAACACAAACUCGUUUAAGUGGUUUGUCUAUAUCUCUUGCCAAUUUCUCAGAAUUAAUUACUCAGGCAGAAAGAGUUAUUGUACUAGAUAAUGAUCUCACUGACCUUAAUAUUGAAUAG
Scutellospora calospora is the source of this 540-nucleotide messenger RNA. The record is from the annotation of a GenBank genome assembly. Lineage: Eukaryota; Fungi; Glomeromycota; Glomeromycetes; Diversisporales; Gigasporaceae.